Messenger RNA from Epinephelus moara (kelp grouper), 4241 nucleotides. RefSeq names its product solute carrier family 22 member 17 (gene slc22a17). Gene Ontology annotation, cellular component: membrane. The record is from RefSeq and is a predicted model, not a curated record. Gene Ontology annotation, biological process: transmembrane transport. The coding region runs from base 574 to 2319 and encodes 581 amino acids. NCBI's taxonomy places the organism in Eukaryota, Metazoa, Chordata, Actinopteri, Perciformes, Serranidae. The transcript is spliced from 10 exons. Gene Ontology annotation, molecular function: transmembrane transporter activity.
CUAUAAACAGGCUUCUCCCAAUGCAGCUUUCCACCCGCUCUUUGUCCGUCACCGGCUGUGUGACGACGCGUUUCCCUUUAAGAUGAUGUCGGACACAAUUAUGCCUUAUUUAAUUAUUUUGUGUAAUGUCGGCAGGCACAAACACGGACUGAACAGUAACGUUAACAGUCAGCGACGGUAGGAGAGGAGUGUAGCAUCAUCUCAUCUCAAAGUGGCGGAGGGCUAGCUGUGCUCAGGACUAACACGAGUCCGGUGUCCUUGCCUGUGUCAAAGGCAGGACUGGUGUUUAUCAGAGGCUGCAACACUUCUCCGGGACAGACAUGUCUUUUUCUGGAGCAGACAAAGGAGACAGGCAUCGAGGCGCAGAAGAGACACGGUGAAUGCGGUGAAAGUACUCUGUACUCUGUCCCCCCUCUCACCCCGUCAUGUUUUGGAUGUUUGGGAGAGACACCAGACUGUAGGACUGAGACUCACAUUUAACUACAUAUUAAAAAGAGCUCUCCCACAUCUCUUCCCUUCUUCCCACCAUCACGACAACCUCCCCCCACCUCCACCUCCACCUUUAACCUCCCAAUGAUGACAUCCCCAGACUCCCCUCCUCUUGUCUCCCCUUCCCCAUGCCCUGCACCCCCUCCAUCCCUCCCCUCCUCCCCGGUUCCCUCCUCCCCAGCCCCGUCUUCCUCCUCCCUCCCCGCCCCGCCGUCGCUGCCUCCCACGGGAGAGGUGAUGGUGCUGGCUCUGGGCAGGAAGAAACAGAGGGUGCUGAUCGCUCUCUCCAUCCUGCCCAACCUCUUCCUGGCCUUCCUACUCUCUUCCGACCCCCUCAUCACCCUCUCCCCACCCCAUCACUGCCACCUGCCGGGGCCCUUACCGUCGCCCGAGGUGCUGAACGCCUCCCUGCCGUGGGAGAAGGGGGAGAGGGCCGGGGACAACGGGGACUUGUCCCAGUGUAAGCAGUACGCCAACGGCAGCCAGUCAGCAGUGGUGGACUGCGAGGCCGGCUGGGACUACAACGUAACAGAGGGGUUGAGGAACAACAUCGUUACUGAGUGGGAUCUGGUGUGUGGUCAGUACUGGUUGGUCCCAGUGGAGGAGGUGUGUUUCAUCCUGGGAGUCCUGACUGGCUGUCUCGGCCUGGGCUAUGCUGCUGACAGGCUGGGCAGGUUCAAGACUUUGCUGACCUCUCUGACCCUGUCCGUGGUGUUUGGGGUGCUGGUGUGUGUCUCUCCGUACCCCUCCAUCUUCAUCGUCAUGCGCUUCUGUUUGGCGGCAGCUAGUGCGGGAGUCUACCUCACUCUGUACAUCACUCGUCUGGAGCUGUGUGAACCGUCUCUGAGGCUGGUGGUGACCAUGCUAGCUGGGCUGAUGACUGUAGCUGGAGAACUCCUGCUGCUGGCCGUCGCACUGGGCUGCCAGUCCUGGAGGGGCCUGCUGGGAGCCGGCGCUGCCCCGCUGACACUCUUCCUCAGUUACGGCAUUCCCGGGGUGUUUCCAGAGUCUCCUCGCUGGCUCCUUCUGUCAGAGAGAUCCGCAGACAUGAACUCCUUCACCGAGAGAAGAAACUCCAACAGAGACGUGAGGGAUGACGAGAGCUUCACAGAGCUGGAUUCAGAGCCGGCCCCCUCUUCACGCCCCCACCUGUCCUUCCCCGAGCUCUUCCACAGCAGGAACAUCUGGAAGAACAUGUGUGUGCUCGGCUUCACCUCAUUCAUCUCGCACGGCAUUAGUCACUGUUACAGCUCUUUCCGAGGUGAUGUCAGAGGCACGGCCCCCAGCUUCUACUGGACGUACCUGCUGUCAGUGUGCGCGGGGGGCGGUGCCUGGCUGUUACUCUGGGCGACUGUGGACAGGUGCGGUCGCCGUGGCAUCCUGCUCCUCUCCAUGACGAUGACGGGGCUGGCCUCUUUGAUCCUCCUGGGACUCAUGGAGUAUCUCAGUGAGACGGCCAUCACAGUUUUCUCAGUGCUGGGUCUCUUCUCCUCCCAGGCCACCGCCUCUCUCUGCAUCCUCUUCACUGCAGAGAUCAUGCCCACCAUCAUCAGGGGCAGUGUUGUGGGCGCAGUGUUGGCCCUGGGCUGCGUGGGCCGCCUCAGCUCCCCACUCAUGGAUCUGAGGAACCACUACGGUUACUUCCUGCACCACGUGGUCUACUCCUCUCUGGCCCUGCUGGCUGUGCUGUCCAUCCUGCUGCUGCCAGAGAGCAAGAGAAAGCCGCUGCCCCAGACUUUGGCCGACGGGGAGCAGUACAGACGCCCCCCACUGGGCAGGAGGAGGAGGGACAAUGUGCCGCUGCUCGCCACGCCCAACCCAGAGACCUAAAAGAGCCCUGAAAGCGUUGGAUGGACUGUGCUCAAAUCACCCUCUUUGCAGCCAGAACAUUUACACCCAUCAUGUUCAUGCAGAGGAGGAGAAAGACAGAACAAUAUAGAGACAAGGGCUGCACGGAUGAUUGUGGACGGACGAUGAAGGGCGGUGAUAAACGUGAUUGGACACUCUAAGCUUCCUAACAUAUCAUCCUCUAGUCAUUCCAAACGCAGGCGGUUUGGUCGAGCUAUCAUGUUUCUCCACCAUCCUCCAUUUCCUGCCAUUCAGUUGUGUGUAGAUCUGACACACAGUGUUCACAGACACGUCUUCAACUCCAUUUCCUCCUGACCAGAAGGCAGGUGAUCCCCACCAUGUGACACACCAGCAUACACUGCUGCACGCCGUCCUCCCGUGCGUCUGUCGUAGAGAUGUUAGCUGCUUACUACUGACACUCCAGACCAGAUGUGGCUCAGAGAGUAGUUGCAAAGUUAUUCCUAGCAUUUGUCUUAACCUGCAUAGAACGUUUUUUGUCGUGUUUGCUGUGUGCGACAACACUAGAAGUGCUCAGAGGUGUGCAAAAUCAAAGCAAACUCAGCUUUGUAUACUUUUCUGUGACACCUGUGGUAAAACUCUCCCAUGUGGCACUCCAAACAGGGAUGGACCACAGCUCUUGAACACAUAUUGUAAGACUCCAUGGAGUGUGGGUGCCUUGUAAAUAAUCUAGACUUAGUUUCUUUAACUUUUUUGGGGCAUCUGAGUUUUGCUAAAGCAGACCCUGUGGCUGGAAAUUGUACGGUUUAGUUACGCUAUGCAGUGGAGAAGCAGAUGCAGAGCACUUUGAAACAUUCUUUUGUAAAGAUGAUGGAGAUUAAUUUGACCAAGAUCUUAAAAAGUAAGGGACAGUUUUAUCUACCAUUAAUGAUAAUGGGAUCAGAGGCUAAAAAGGAAACAAACAAAAAUGUGUUCACGUUCAAACUGUUUAAAUCCAGUUACUGACUCUGGCCUGGAGCCAGCAAUAUUUAUGUCUUAUUUAUGUUGUUAUUAAGCAUAAUCAGAGAAUUACUCAGAGGCCUAGCAUUUUUUAAGUAUGAAGCUAAAUAUUGUUAAAUUGGAGAUGACUCUGACUCUUGAAUAACUGUCACAACAUUCCUAUCUGCAUGUUUGGAAGCACUGAAGGGCUUGUUUUUUCUGUAUUUCCUCAGAAGCUUAUAGUUACUCAAUACCUCUCUAGAAGACCAGUCUCAGCUGUAUGAGAAUAGACGGGUACGAACAAACUACAGUAGAAUUUUAAAUGGUGACUUGUAUAACCAGGCACAUAUAUUUUUUGUCAGCAGUUAAAUGUGGAGGUUUUGAAAGAGGUCAUUUGUUAUUUUGCCUGAAUGUUAUUAUUGAUGCUGGAGGAAAGGGCCCGGUGAUUAUGCUCCAUGAGGUUUGUAUGGGAGCUGAAGAGGGCCCCAGAGCUCCAAAUUAACCCCCGACUUCCUCAACCACGCACCAAGGAUAUUAUUUUUAUCCAUGGCUGUUUUAUUUUGAGUGUUCCAUGUUGCAUACGGUUAAAUCUUGAUGGAGAAUUACCAAAGCAUGUCAGUUUCAGUGCUUAAAAAAACCCAGUGUUUGUUUACAUGCUCAGUAAUUCUUUUUCUCAUGUAUUUGUGGGUGCGUGAUAUUAAGAGGAAGUGGGAGGUGUUUAAUUUGGACUCUGACGUUGAGGAUUCACUAAAGAAAUUAUGACACUCAGUUUUGUCGACAGCUACUUCCUCUGUUCUUUCCUCUGUAUGUUGCACUCAACAAGUCCUAACACUUGUACACUGACAAUUAUUAUCACUAUGGUUAACUUGGCUCGAGUAGUAUUAUGUCUGACAACACUGAUGAUCUGUUCAAUGAUGAGUGUGAUGCAGUUAACUCUAUACCCUGAUUUAAUGUAAAAUAAAACUGGU